AAAAGCUCCUACUACCAGCAAGCAGGUGCGAAGCCGUGCGAUGUUUGUUUCUUUUUCUCUGUUUUGAUGUAAUUUCUUGUAAUAUCAAGUCAAAACACAAACUCUAAAGUCUCAGCCAGAUUUUGCAACGUCAAUUGUAUAGCAUUUGGGUGCUUGCCAGCUAACUGCUUGUGUUGGGGCAACUUAUUUUCAGCCUGUGCUUUGGCACGUUUAAAGGAUCGUACUUUGUAGCGAUUGAUUUUUCGUCAGACUGUUUGCAGUGUUUUACCAGAUAACUACAUUAAAAGAAGAUUCUACCAUUUGGUGAUUUCAGACAUGAGUCUCUGCAUCUGAAAAAACAUGUUCCCGGUUGUUGACAACAUCUAAAAACAUUUAUGUCCAAAGAAACCACUUUGACGAAAAUGAGCAUCAAUCGGCCUCUCACCCAGGUCCAACCCUACUGGAACAACUCUCUGGCCAUCCGGCAGGAGAUUCAGCGAUUUGAGAGUGUCCACCCUUCCAUCUAUGCCAUCUACGACCUCAUCGAGUCCAUCCCAGAUCCAGCUCUUGGCCAGCAGAUCAGGGACCACGUUGUCUGCAUCGAAGAUUCGUUCGUGAAUAGUCAAGAAUGGACGCUAUCGAGAGCGGUGCCGGACUUGCGUCUGGGCAUUGUCGGUUCCCUGGCGUCGGGUAAAUCGGCGCUGGUCCACCGUUACCUCACCGGCUCCUACAUGCAGGAAGAGUCGCCAGAAGGCGGCCGAUUUAAAAAGGAGAUCUCCAUCGACGGCCAGUCGUAUCUCCUCCUCAUCCGCGAUGAAGGCGGAUCCCCCGAACUCCAAUUCACGGCCUGGGUGGAUGCGGUCAUCUUCGUCUUCAGCCUGGAGAGCGAGGCCAGUUUCAACGCCAUCUACUCGUACCACGCCAAAAUGGCGCAGUACCGCAACGCGGCCGAAAUCCCCUUCAUCCUCGUCGGCACUCAAGAUGGAAUCAACGAGGCAAAUCCGCGGGUGGUGGACGAAGCCAGAGCGCGCAAGCUGGCCUCGGACCUGAGGCGAUGCUCCUACUACGAGACCUGCGCCACCUACGGGCUCAACAUCGAGCGCGUUUUCCAAGAUGCUUGCCAGAAAAUUGUCCAACAAAGGCUGAAUCCACUUGGAGCACCAUCUGCUGGCGUGGUAAAUACAGCGGCGUCGCAACGUCCGACGACGCCUAAUCACUAUUCGCUCGGCCGGCACUACAAUCAACAACAGCAACACACGAGCGGCAGUACGACGUCGAUCACGACCGGUGGCGGGGGAAGUGUCGGUGGUGUCUCUGGCGGCGGCGGCGGUUACCCCGGAGCGGCCAGCGGUUUCAGUUCCUCGUCACUGGGUUCGGUCGUGGCCGGCUCGACGUUAGGCCCAGCUGGAGCCGGCUCCAUCGGCACGGGUCACAGUAGCCUGGCCGGCUACAGUAACAACGUUGGCGGUUCGGCUCUCAGCGGCAGCGCGCUCAAUCUCCAUUCGUCGUCGGCCAAUUCCGCUAGUCUCAAUACCAACGGCGCCCUCGCCGCUCGAGCUGCUAUGCCUCCGCCUCCGCCGCACGGUACCUACGUCAAUCACUACCCCAACCUCAAGACCGGUGUCGCCGGCAGCGCCACGCCGCGGCGGACCAACAGCAAUCACAACGUGACGGGCAACAACAGCAGCAGCGGGAACAGUAGCGGCAGCAACAGCAGCAACAACGCCGCCAAUAACACGGUCGUUUCCAGCGGUUCGACCUCCUCGUCCGUCGGAGUCGCACCUCCCGCCGAGAAACAUCUCAACGCCAUGGGUCCAACAUCGCAGAGUUCGCAAUCCGGCAACGCCCUGGGAUCGGCCGAGAGUUUGGCGCUGCUCCGCAGCACGCCGCCUUCCACCGUCGACACGCUCACAGUGCCCGGCAAAGAUAAGGACGGCAAGGAUUUGCCGACGCCCAGCUCGACCCCGACCACAUCGAGGAAAUCGCGUCGGCGGUCGAAUUUGUUCACGCCGUCGUCAUCCAAGAAGGAGGACAAAGAGAAAAACGACAAGGACAAAGCCAAAAAUAGCAAUGGCGGAGGCGAGUUGGGCAGCGGUCGCGCCAUUCCCAUCAAACAAGGUUACCUGUACAAGAGGUCGCACAAUGCGCUCAACAAGGACUGGAAGAAGAAGUACGUCACCCUGGGCGACGAUGGCAAACUCACCUAUCAUUCGAGUCUACACGAUUACAUGGACGAUUCGCACGGCAAAGAGAUCUCUUUGCAGUACGUGACGGUCAAAGUGCCCGGGCAGAAACCUCGCGGGUCGCGUGGCACUCAACAACAACAACAGCAGCCCACCGCUGGGGUUGCGUUGACACCUGGGCUGGUUCCAGGUGCUAACGGAGUCUUGAACGAACCCGUCACGACCGGGUUUCCUGGCAACAAGGAUAAACGUACGGAAAAGAACACGGUCAUGCUGACGGCGUACGAAGUGCUGAAAGAUCCGGUUGGUCGCAUGCUGAUGGGUAGUGGAAAUGGAGGAGAUGAUCCAUCGUCACAGAACGCCAUUAACGGCGGAAUAGCCGACAAUAGUGCGAAAACGGAAACGCCCAGCGUCAAGAAGAGGCACAGGCGGAUGAAGAGCUCGAGCAACAAAGCCAACGAUCUCGAUGAUUGCGAUGGAUACGAAUUCCAAAUCGUUUCUUUGGACAAUAAAAUCUGGCAUUUCGAGGCGGCCAGCGUCGAAGAGCGCGAGGAGUGGGUGACUGCCAUUGAACAUCAAAUCCUCAGCUCACUGCAGGGAAAUGAAAGCAGCAAAUCCAAAUCGCGGAUGAACAGUCUGGUCGAUGCCGCCUCCAUCCAAUCAUUAAGAUCGACAGUCAUCGGCAAUGCAAACUGCGCUGAUUGCGAUGCUCCUAAUCCCGACUGGGCUAGUUUGAAUCUCGGAGUUUUGGUGUGCAUCGAAUGUUCGGGCAUCCACCGCAAUUUGGGAUCGCACAUUUCCCGAGUUCGAUCACUUGAUUUAGACGAGUGGCCACCUGGACAUAUCGCCGUCAUGCUCGGCUUGGGUAACACGCUCAGCAACAGUAUAUGGGAGGCAAGGAUGAGAGGCGUGAAACCAGGACCGCAAUCGAGCCGAGACGACAAGGAGCGUUGGAUUCGUGCAAAGUAUGAGCACAAGGAAUUUUUGGCACUGCCAUCGUCUUCGGGCUCGCUCGGACAGCAACUCAUUGAUGCCGUCUGCCGCUCCGAUCUGAAAAUGGUGGCCUUGUUGUUGGCCCGAGCCGGACCAGAGGACGUCAACUGUAGCGUGGCUGUCCGGGAUCUCCGGACGCCUCUGCACCUGGCGGCUACCUUGGGAAACUUGGCUCUAGUCCAGCUCUUGCUCUGGCACAACGCCAACGUCAAGGCACUGGACCAGGAAGGCCGCACAUGUCUAACCUUUGCCCGAGUCAGCAACUCACCCGAAGUGAUUGAGCUGCUUAUUGCCAACGGUUGUCCAGAGGGACCGGCCUCCAUUUCCAGUUUCAGUACCCUGAACCGUCGCAAGACCAUCAACCUCACUAGCACUACCAACUUGAUGGGCAAAGCUGAACAGGGCCUCUAAUGUUUAACGGCCUGUGUUCAGCAACCGACAGCCAGUCACAGAACGUUGUUCAAUUUGUCAAACACAACUGACACGGACACUAUUUGCAUUUGUUUUUAUAGAGCAAACAAUCACAUUUUUUGUUGUUGUCACCAUUUCUAUUUUUUUCUCCCCUUGCCACAAGUCCUUUUGGGUUUUGGGAAUCCAGAAAUGAGUUGCAAACACAUGUACCAGUUCAAUGUUUGCGUUGUAGGAAAGACAAUUCCGUCCGUCAGGCAUUUAUGCCCGGAUUUGUCUUUCAGUGAACAGUUUUUUUUAUUUCCUUUUUUCUUUUAUUUCACAUUGUUCUCUCUAUAUCCCCGUACUCACGUCGAAAUUCAUGCAGCACUGACAUGCACGUCAUUUAAAACACCAGACUCUUGUCCCCUUUCACUACCCCACUCUCCGACGUGUUACUUUAAAGGGAAAAAAUGACAAAAAUUGAAAAAUGACAUUCCGUCUCUUAUCGGGUUUUUAUCCACGUUAAAUUAUAUGCCCUGUAGGAUAAAGUGAAAAACUCCUUGCCUCGCUAUCCUUUCUGAGAUUGUGUUGUUUUCUUUUCUUUUUCGUUGACCAGCAACCAAUUGUUUGUUUGUUUAUUUCUCUUUUUCCUUUAGUUUGGAAUCGGCUAAGUGUCUAGUUAGAUGGUUGAGUGGUGUCUAGCACUCGACGUGAAAAGGAAUGGCACAAAUUCAGUGAAGUGGCAAUCUAUUUAUAUGAUUGGUUUGGUACAGCCCUUGAUAGAAAAAGAUAACAAAAGUUUGGCGUUUAAUCGUGUUUCUAAUUUGUGGUGUGCGUAUGUGUGUCUGUAUGUAUGAGUCUGGCCCCGUAUGCGUUAUGAAAAGGAAAAAAAAACAAAGAAACAGGAGAAAGUUAAAGUUCAAUAAGAUGUCCUGUCAUUGUUA
This is a messenger RNA of Daphnia carinata, 4489 nucleotides long. RefSeq names its product centaurin-gamma-1A-like (gene CenG1A). Gene Ontology annotation, cellular component: nucleus. NCBI's taxonomy places the organism in Eukaryota, Metazoa, Arthropoda, Branchiopoda, Diplostraca, Daphniidae. Gene Ontology annotation, molecular function: GTPase activity; GTP binding; GTPase activator activity. The transcript has 13 exons. The record is from RefSeq and is a predicted model, not a curated record. The coding region runs from base 375 to 3566 and encodes 1063 amino acids.